AUGGGGAAGGCCAAACUGAAGAAAGCUUUGCCUCAGGCGGAAUUCGAGGAAAAUAAAUUUUCCGAGUGGGUUGACACAAACGAGCUGUCGUUCGCUACCAUAGGGGAACUGUCCGCCACACAUGGAUGCUGUGCAGCUGCUCUGCCCGACAGGUAUGGGUCAGAUCUUGUGAAAAUCCGUGAUGUCUACAAAAACAAUGACCUUGGUCAAGCUGCUCAAGACAAGGGGAUUGCCAACUAUUGGAUAGGUUUGACGAGACAGCCAGGAGCCAGCAACAGUGCACCAAGUGUGUGGAGUGAUGGGGAAAGUGUCGCUGUUUUCGAGGGGUUUUGGAUGAACUCCCAGCCCAAGUUGGACAGUGGGGAGUGUGUGUACACUGCAGGAGUUGACUCAUUCUUCAAGUGGUCCUUCGGGACAUGUGAGUGGAAGAGAGCCUUCAUAUGCGAGCUCCAGGCUUGUCCUCAAGGUUCGUUCCGCUGCUCCAGUGGCCAGUGUAUCAACAGUGUGUAUAAGUGUGACGGAUACGAUGACUGUGAAGAUGGAUCAGAUGAACUAGACUGUCCUGGGAGAUGCCACUAUCACCUGAAGGCCCCGACAGGGAGCUUCCAGUCCCCUAACUACCCUGCACCUUACAAUGGACUCCAGCAGUGUUCCUGGCUCAUUGAAACCUCUGUGGGAUCCUAUGUGCAAAUACAGUUUCAAGCUUUUUCAACUGAAACUGACAAAGAUGAAGUGCUGGUCCUUGGAGGCGGAUCCACCCUGGCCACUUCAUCCCUGCUAGCUCGCUUGUCGGGGAGUCCUAGUGUCACACAGUUCCUCAGCCACAACAACUUCCUGCUCUUCAUCUUCUCCAGUAGUGCAGAUGUACACCAAGCUGGCUUCUCCGCAUCCUGGAACACAGUGACUAUCAACAUCCCAAAUGAAAACCUGGAUGCAUCAGUCAUACGACAAGACCUCAUGUCCUUUGAAUAUCCAUCUCUGUACCUGCCCAACCAGGAGACCUUGUGGAUACUCACAGCUCCCACACCCAGACAGAUCAUCAUGUUGCAGACGAAGGACCUUGAUCUUGCACCAGGAGAUUCUUUGUUAAUUCGUGGUGGAAGUACAGCUGACGACCCUCUCCUGAAACGCUUGUCCUUGACCAGUGCUGUUGGGGAGUACAUCGUGUCCACUACCAGCUCCCUGUACAUCCUAUUCCUCACAGGGACUGCAGGCACCAGCUUCACCAGGGGCUUCUCCAUCACUUACAGGAUGGGCUGUGACCUGGUGUAUGAUGAUGCCAGCCAGGGAUACAUAUCCUCACCAGGGUACGGCGUCGUCAGCUACCCCAACUUCAUAACAUGCAAAUGGAGCAUAUCUCAUACCCGAACAGCACCAAUUACUUUGGUCUUUGAGCCAGACUUUGAUGUUGAGGAUCUCGUUGAUUAUGUACAGUGGUACCACAGUCCCAACGCCGAAGUCAGCUCCUGGAGGAAAUCUCUUUCUUCAAUUCAAAACCAGUUCCAUCACAAACAGAAGAGGUUUUGCAGCACGGUAUUCAGUUGUAAGAAACCUGCGUUUAAUAGUAACACUCAGGAAUUAGACAGUGUGUCUGGAUACUACUUCGGUGAGUCUUUCCGAGUGGCGUGCGACGCAGGCUACUCUUUCAACUCGGACGACUUCUACGAGACACUGCCGGACGGGACACGUGCUAGUAUGGAGUUUGUCCAGCUGGAAUGUCUGUAUGGUGGAAAGUGGAAUGUGCCAAGAAUUCCCCAGUGUAUAAUCAAGGUGUGUGGAUCACCUCCCCAGAUACAGAGUGGCUAUGUGUCCACCUUGACCGGCGUGAAGUAUGGCGACACGGCCCAGUAUGCCUGUAUGAGGAACUACAGGUUUGACGGAGACCCUGUCAUCACCUGCAGCUCCAACGGAACAUGGGGACCAGCUCCAUCUUGUCAAGCAUUCCAGUGUGAAACGAUCACAAGCCCUCUCAAUGGUAACUUCACGACGACGGAGGGUACCUACCCUGAAGCAGGUACCGUGAUACGCUUCCAGUGUGACGAGGGCUACGAAGUGCGUGGACAGCCGAUCCUGUUGUGUAAUGAGACAGGCCAGUGGAAUGGUUUGGUGCCAGAAUGUCAGAAUCUGAGUUGUUAUGUCCCGGCCAUAGAGAACAGCCUAGAUGCCAACACCAGCCAGUUCUUGUCAGUUGGUGAAUUGUUGGUAGUCUCAUGCAGCCCUGGUUUUAAGGUGGUUGGGACCCCUGGCGUGGCGUGUCCCCCCAGUAGGGUGAUGGGGCCUCUCCCUAACUGUACAGAUGUGGAUGAGUGUACAGAGGGUGUGAGUCCAUGCAGCCCACAACAGGAGUGUGUGAACAAUGAGGGAUCCUACACCUGUCAGUGUCCUCCUGGGUUUGACGGAGCUACCUGUGCAGAUGAUAUCAAUGAGUGUACAAAUGGCCAGUGCAGUAACCCUACUCAAUGUCUGGACAAGCCAGGAUCCUACAUCUGCUGUGGGAGUGGAUACCGCCUAGACGGAGAGUCAUGUGUAGUGUUUGUCCAGUGUGGGGAGAGUGGAGAGUUCUGUGACACUGUCAACGGCGGCUGUGACAACACAUCAGUGGGGUACUCCUGCAGAUGUAACCCGGGGUAUACACUGUAUGCGGAGAAUGGCACCAUGGGGUACUACAUUCCUGCUGCUGAAACUGGGCUGCAGGUUAAUGACACACUUCAUCUUAACCACACCUGUGUCCGAAACAAGUGCCCCUCCCCUCCUACAGAAGGGUUCAGGGUGAUACAGAACCCCCAGGAUGUGUAUUACGAGGGGGAGAGCGUGACAUAUGACUGCUACCCUGGGUACAGCCUCCAGGGCGUGGCAGCUGUGAUGUGCACUGGGGGCGACUGGACCACUGCCUUCCCUACAUGCAACAGAAUAACUUGCCCCUUUGAUGAUGUUGCUGGGUUUGCCAACCCAGUUCAGUUUGACAACACCUCACCGAUAGCCUCUGGGGAAACUCUGAACAUGACCUGUGUGGUGUACAGCACUGUAACCCAGCGGCAGCGUGUGUGUGUGUAUGAUCAUGACACGGGCAACUACAGUCUACAAGGAGACAGCUACGGCUGUGAUGUGAUAACAUGCCCUGCACCCCAACUAGCUCCAUCAGGGGUCCUCCAGGAUGUGGGGACUUUCUUCAAUGUGACCUGUCAGCCUUACUACAUAUACCACUGGGCGGGGAUGUCUGCCAGCAACGACACCACCGUGACCUGCGGGGAGGACGGCAUGUGGGGCUACGGAGACCUGCACUGUGUGGCAAUGACCUGCAACCAUCCCACCCUGCCUGUGGGGGUCAGCAUCGACAGCAUCGGCAACUACACCUAUGACUCCGAUGUCAGCUUCAGAUGUGACUGGCCUGGCUACCAGAUCAAUGGUUCAUCCUUUGCCAAAUGUGUGCAGUCGGAGUUUGGAGGAUCUCUCAACUGGAACGAGUCUGUGCCAACUUGCAUAGAUGAGGAGGCCCCCUCCUUCCCCUCCUGCCCUGUGGGAGGUGUGGUGAACGUGACUCUGUACCAGACAGACAUAUUCCCUGUCCCGGAGGCAGUGGACAACUCGGGUGCUGUGGCAUCUGUGACAGUGUCGCCCCCCUACUUCCAUCCCUCCUGGGCUGUCACCAGCGACGUGACUGUCACCUACACCGCCACUGACCACAGCGGCAACAGCGCCGUCUGUGAGAUCUCUGUCAGGAUCAAAGAUGAAGAGCCUCCAUCUAUCAGGUGUCUCGGGUCCAGAUAUGAGGCAGUGGAUGUCAACAGAACUGUCACCUUUGGUGACUCGGAUGCCAACGCGACUGACAACAGCGGCAACUUUCAAGUCACCUUUGACCCACAGGCAAUCCACAUCUCCCUUAACAACGUGGGUGAAAGUGUAGUUGUCAAGGCAACAGCCACAGACGAGGAGGGCAACGCACAGAGCUGUUCUUUUCAAGUUGUUAUUGUUGCCAAGACCUGUCACCCGGAAUACCUGUCCACACCUGUGAAUGGCCACAAGGAAUGUAUAGACACAGGGGGAGGCUACCAGUGCAACUUUACCUGUGACCCAGGCUUCUACUUCUAUGAGGAUUAUCCUGACAGUACAUACGUGACAGAGUGCCUCACUAAUGGGGACUGGAACACAACAUACGUUCCUGCUUGUGGAGCUCCGGGGCUGAUAGACUGGGAGCUGCAACUGGCGAUCACCUUCAAGGCUGACCCCCCGGCACCCAUUUCUAUUGAAUGUCAAACAACCUAUGUUCAGGAUUCCAUCACCAAGCUGCAGGAACUAUUUCUAGUGUUAACACAUCAAUGCAAUAUGUCAGAGUUGAGUCCGGAGUAUAUCAACCAUACAUACGCUGGACAUGACUACAUGGUCGACACUCAACAGCUGACGUUUGAUAUUACCUUGAAACUUCUCCCAAAUCGGGCCCUCAAGUCUGACUACAACACAUGUGCUGAAGUUAUCAUCGACCAGUUUCCUGUGUUGGCGCCACAACGUUUUAUAGUGCCAGCAAGUGCGUCAUCUCCCUGUGCUCUGAUAGUACCAAGCACUGAGCCCAGCAUCAGUGUUAUAACCUGUGAAGGGAAGGGGGAGAUGAGAGAGACCAAUGGGGAAACAAUCUGCAAUGUGUGUCCCCCCGGAACCUCGUACAACUCCACGGGUCAUUGCCAGCUGUGUCAGCCAGGGUCCUACCAGAAUGUGUCUGGACAAAGCACAUGUACGCCUUGCCCGCUAGAAACCUGGACGGAUGGCACUGGGAAAACAUCGGAAUCGGACUGUAUCAGAGUAUGCCCUGGUGAGCUUGUAUCGGACACCGGACUCCCACCUUGCCGUGAGUGUCCGCCAAACACCUACAAGAACAGCAGCACUCACUGUACCUCAUGUGCUGAUGACACCAUCUUUGUUGGGCUGGAUAAUCCAUUGCUGGGUGACUGUAAAGAGUCGGCUUGUACAUUUGUUCGUCGGAGAAACCAACAAAUGAUUGGCGGCACAGACAUCAUGACUGCCGCUGUCGGAACAAAGGAGUGCGAAGAUUCUUGUAACGUGUUCCGGAGACGCUUUGAGCAGCGGCAGUGUGUUGGCUUUAACUUCUUUAAGAGCAUUGGCAUUUGUUUUCUGUAUGAUGCUAUUCGCUCCUAUCAGGGGACCAGCAUGUAUGACUUCCAUGAGAGAGUCUGUCCUCAAGUGACCAAAUCAGACUGCUACUGUGCAGACAAGUGUGACCCGGGGACAUUCUCGUACAGCGGUCAUAAACCCAACUGCCGACCUUGUCCCGUAGGCUACUUCACCAACACCACUGGCGCCACUGUGUGCCAGGAAUGCCCUGCGGAGGAGACAACGGCAACCAAUGGGUCUACAUCAUGUGUUCCAGUGGCGGAUGUGUUGUGUAACCCCGGGCCAUGUGUUAAUUCAACAUGUGUUAUCAUAGGACAUUCAGAAGAAUGCAACUGUUCUGCAGAGUUGACUGGUCGGUACUGUGAGUCGCCGCUGGAUACGUGUGCUUCAGGCCCCUGCUACAAUGGUGGCACCUGUCAGGCUGUUGGCGCUGGCUUCUCCUGCACAUGUGCACUGGGUUUUGAAGGUUCCCAGUGUGAGACUAACAUAGAGGACUGUGUGCCACAGACGUGUGGUGAAGCUGGAGUUUGUAUUGAUGGGGUCAAUUCCACGAUGUGUCUCUGCGUGGAAGGAUACAGCGGAACAAACUGCCAGACGGUGGAUGUGAAGGCGUGUGAGAGGAACCCAUGUCAGAAUGGGGGCACCUGUCAGCCCCUCAAUGACUACUGGAGAAUGUGCACAUGCCCACCUACCUUCACAGGGGACAACUGUGGGAUGGCCAUUGUUCCAGCCUACUGCGACUCGUCACCCUGCUUGAAUGGAGGAACCUGCACCAACAACGCGCUCAACUUCACGUGUGAGUGUCGUGAUGGCUUUACUGGCGACAUGUGCGAGGUCCGCAACCAGACAUGUGCUGCCAAGGAUUGUGGGAUGUCUGUGGGCUGUAUCGAUGAUCCAGUGUCUGGCUUGUCACACUGUCUGUGUGGCACCAGCUAUGUCAAGGUCGAAGAAAAGUGUACAGCUAUUGACUACUGUCAGAGUGGGCCGUGUGUGAACGGUGGUACCUGCGAGAGCACAGAGGGAGGCUACACCUGCCACUGUCCCCCCAAGUACAUUGGCUCUCUGUGUCAGCACCUGGUCACCUACUGCGAUGCUGAGCCAUGUCUCAACAACGCCACCUGUUGGGAGGGAGAUGGACGCUUCGUAUGUGACUGUGCGGCCGGCUAUCAGGGUGAUACCUGUGCUGAAAACAUGGAUGAGUGUGUGUUUUGUGACCCAACUGGCAUGAAUAGUUGUGUUGAUGGAAUCAACAGCUACACCUGUUUCUGUAAGCCGGGAUACACAGAUGCAAACUGCUCGAUGAACAUUGAUGACUGUGUCAGUGCCCCAUGUCAGCAGUCUGGGACGUGCAUAGACGGCAUCAACGACUAUACAUGUAUCUGCCCAAGAGGAUGGACAGGCAAGGACUGUGAGAUGCUCGUUGACCAGUGCGCAAUGAACAACACCUGUGAUAAUGCAGCGCCUUGCAGCAGCCUCUUCAAUGACAUCUACUGCAGGUGUUCAGAUCUUACUCAUGGUGAUCGAUGUGAAACUGUCCUUGACCUGUGUCGGGAUGCCAACCCCUGCCUUGACGCUGCGGCCUGUGUUGAGAACGGCACAGCAGCCUCCUGUCAGUGUCCAGCAGAAACCUCUGGCACAUCGUGUAACAAGCUGAUCAUCCCUCAGUGUGACGCAAGUCUCUGUGAGAAUGGGGGCACCUGUUCUCGGUCAGAUGCAGGCACAAUCUCGUGUUCCUGUGUUCAAGGGUAUGAGGGCAGUCGGUGUGAGACCAACACCAAUGACUGUGCAGCUAACCCCUGUGUGUCCCCUGCAACCUGCCUGGAUGGUGUGAACCAAUACUUCUGUCGCUGUCCGGUGGGGAAACUGCCUCCUACAUGUAACACAGUGUCCCCUGCAACCUGCCUGGAUGGUGUGAACCAAUACUUCUGUCGCUGUCCGGUGGGGAAACUGCCUCCUACAUGUAACACAGACACAGACAUAAACUACGACAUGUGUUUCAAUCCGUCCGUGACACACAGAAGUGCUGCUCUCCCGUACUCCAUCCCCAUCACCUACGACAACAACGGAGGCUUCAGCAUCACGCUGUGGGUCAAGUACUCCAAAGUUGGUGGCCUUGGAACAUUCUUCAGUCUUUAUGAGGACAUAUCUGGAGGCGGAAUGACGUCCACAAGACCCUUGUUCUACAUCAGUGAAGUUGGAGUCUACAGUUACCUUGGCAACACCCAGAUGCUCCUGCCCUUCUUAGACAUCAUCUCUGUCAACGAUGGUACCUGGCACAUGGUCAUCGUCACCUGGGACAACACCCGGGGUGAGCUCAGCCUCAUCAUGGACAGCAUCAGACACCGUCGCCAGGCAGACUACGCUGCAGGACAACCCCUUCCACCAAGACUGUGGAUCUCUGUGGGUGCCCACCCGGCCCCGCCCUCUGCCACUGCCCCUGUAAACUCCUCCGAGCCCUUCCACGGCUGUGUGUCACAAGUCAACCUGUACAGUCGACAUCUGGACUUUGCAUCUGAAGCAGCAGGGCUGGACGGUCGACCAAUGGCAGCACUUUCACCGGGGUUAGUGAUGAGGUGGACGGAGCUUGACACGCGUGGAUCUACCCUCAUAGCCCGACCCUCCACGGCAAAGCUGUGUCCGAGUGGCGAUGCAUCAUGUCGGACUCCAAUCAGAGAUUCUUCUCCUGUGAAGAUGGUAUUUUGUCCUGAGAACCAGUUUGUGCCUGCCCCAUCUGGAACUGUGCAGGUUUACUGGGAGGACCCUCGAUUCAGUGGAGCCCAGUCAUACAUGUCCAACUACAGACCAGGUGUUGCACUUUCAACUGGGUCCCACAUGGUGGUGUGUGAAGCUCGAGACGCAGCGGGGAACGUGGCCCUGUGUUCCUUCAUGGUGUUUGUGAACAGUGAGUCGUGUCCGGCUCAGGCCAGUCCUCGGGGCGGGGGAGACAAUGUGUGUGAAGCCAGUAAUGGAACAUGGCCAUUCACAGCAUGCACCCCCUCCUGCCCCGCCCCCACCCACGGACUGGUGCAGGCCGUGCCCAACUACUACACCUGUGGCCCUGGGGGUAGCUGGACCUCUCUAGCUGACACCGAUGGACUCUACCCCCCAUGUGGAGAGCUGACAGGCCAUGCCCAGCAGGUGGUGACGAUGAAUCUGCAGUACCGCAUCACAGUCAGCUCCUGCAGCUCUGUCCAGCUUGUCCUGGAGUCCAAGGUGCUGGACAGUGUGAAGGAGCUGGACACCACGUGGAACAACGCCUUCUGUGAGGACUCUGGAUGCACCUCCAUCACCAGCAACAUCACAUGCGCACUCCCAUCUUACAAUGUUCAGAUCAAAUUUCCCAAUGUCAGUGCUGUGCUGAACACUUCGGCUGAAUCUCUGUCCCCGAAAGAGAUCCUUACGAGAACAGUGCUGGACAAUGGCAAGUUUGACUAUGCUGUCUCCCUGCCCGGGGCAGAGCCGGAGCCCAGUGCUUUCAGAGUUGAUGUGGUACUACUCUGCGAGUCAGGCCAAGUUGAAGUUGAUGAAUUUUGCUAUACGUGUGGACCAGGCACCUAUCACAGUGCACCAAUCAACAGGUGCGUCAACUGUCCCAUGGGGGAAUACCAACCACUAUUUGGACAGGUCACAUGUCAGUCAUGUGGUCCGGGGCAGACAACUCCGUCUGUUGGCACCACAGAUUCAGCAGAUUGCAUCACUAACUGCACUGUUGGGGAAUUCUACAACAUCACCAGUGGGAACUGUGAGCCGUGCCCUAUAGGAACCUACCAGAACAUCACUGGCGCCUUGUCCUGCAGACUUUGCCCUCUUGGUCAAGUUACAUUGAACACAGGCACCACAUCACAUUCAGAGUGUGUAGAUGGAUGUAAGUCAGGGGAGCAGUUGUCGGUGAGUGGGGAGUGUGUUGAGUGCCCGGUCGGAACCUACAGGGAGAACUCUGUCAACCAGGUCUGUCUCAACUGUGACCCCGGGCUCAUCACACCAACUACCGCUGCCAACUCAUCGACUGAGUGUACAAUAGUGGCCUGCCCAGUUGGUGAGUUCAGGAAUGCCAGUGAGAACGUGUGUCAGCCGUGUCCACAAAAUACCUACCAAGAUCAGAAGUGGCAGGAUAACUGCACCUCCUGCAACGACCGACACCGCACUGACGGCAUUCGCUCCACUGCUGCCACGGACUGCAAAUUUUUCUGUGAAUCUGGGUUUGAGCCAGUGGACAACACAGGAUGCAAGGAGUGCCCCAUCGGCACGUACAAGGACUUCACCGUCGACCCCUAUGGCAGCUGUCUGCCCUGUAGCGGCAACUUAAUUACUCCCUCUAAUGCUACAACUUCAGUGGAUGGGUGUUCUGUAGUGAACUGCCCGCCUGGAUCCUUCCAGUCCAACACCUCAUCCACGCUGUGUGACCUCUGUCCUGAGGGGUCCUACCAGCCCCUGGCCGCACAGCCAGACUGUCUGCCAUGUGCCGACAACGAGACCACGGUGUUGAUGGGCAGUAAGCUGCAGACCGAAUGCACAGUGUACUGCCCCUCUGGCCAGGAGGUGGUGGGUGGGGAGUGUCAGCCAUGUGUGCAAGGCUUCUACAAGAACAACUCCCAGGGCCUGCUGUCUGUGUGUGUGGCGUGCCCAGAAGGAUACAUCACUCCUGGUGCUGGAGCAGAGUCAGUUGGGGAAUGCACUGUAGGGAAUUGUUCAGCAGGUACGCGGUUUAUGCCGGGACCUCCUCCUACAUGUGAGCUGUGUCCUGAAGGGGAGUACCAGCCUCAGCCAUACCAGACCACAUGUCUAAUGUGUGAUGCUAACACAACCACAACCAGCAAUGGAUCUACAGCAGACACACAGUGUCUCAAGUUCUGCCCCUCAGGACAGGAGCUUGCUGACUCCUGGAACUGCUCCUUGUGUGACCUUGGGACAUACAAGGACAACAAUGACGGGGUGUUCCUUCCAUGUCAGACCUGCCCUGUGGAGCUGACGACACCCGCCAUAGGCGCCACCUCUGUUUCCGACUGUUCUCUCAACAACUGCACUGCUGGUUUCUAUGUGGCAACUGGAACCAAUACAUGCAUGGAGUGCCUUGUGGGUGAAUACCAGCCCUACCCUGCCCAGGUGGCAUGUCUGCAGUGUCCUGACAACACGUCUACUACUAGCCAAGCAACUACUUCCAAGGCUGAAUGUCGGUUGAGCUGCAGUGAAGGUAUGGAGGAUCGCAAUGAUAUGUGUGUGCCGUGUAUGAUUGGCUUCUACAAGAAUGUCACCAGUGUGGGUCAGUGUGAGGCGUGCCCGGCAGGGUUGAGGACAGGCAGCGAGGGCGCCACGUCCGAGGCGGACUGUAAUGUGGUGGGCUGUGAGCCUGGCUCGUAUUUGGAUGCUGGUCAGUGUACACUCUGUGUGGAAGGCAGUUAUCAGCCCCAGAAGUGGCAGGACUCCUGUUUGCCCUGCACCCCGGGACUUAUCACCCUCACCCCCGGGGCUGUCACAGAGGACCAGUGUGUGUUGGAUUGCGUGUCGGGGAAGGCGUACGACGCGGUGAGCACCCAGUGCGAGGACUGUCCCCGGGGGUACUACCGCAACCAGACCGAGAUGAAGCCCCAGUGUCGCCUGUGUCCUCCCGACACCAUCACAGAGAGGACAGGGGCUGUAUCAGCUGAUGACUGUACUAUGGCUAACUGCACAGCCCCCGGCCAGUACGUGGACACGUCCAGCAACACCUGUGCCGACUGCCCAAAAGGAACGUACCAGGACCAGAAGUGGCAGGUUGCAUGUAAGACCUGCGCCCCAGGAUUCACGACCAGAACUACGGGGACGGGCUCUGUCCUCCAGUGCUAUCGUGACUGUCCCUCUGGGUCGGAGGUCGUUGAGUCAACCAAUGCCUGUCAGGUGUGUGCGCAGAGUCAGUACCGAGCUAAGGGACAGAGCUGGACCUGUCAGUACUGUGACAUCAGCUUCACCACUGCGGGCAGUGGGUCCACGUCCGUCACUGACUGCAGCAUUCCCCUGUGCAGUGCAGGCACUUCCUACGAUACAGACCUCAAGAUGUGUGUGGCAUGUGCCAAGGGAAGCUAUCAGUCGCAGAUAAACCAGCAGAGUUGUGUCCCUUGUCCCAACCAACAGACCACUCGAAACACUGGCUCCCUCACAAGCACUGACUGUUUAUCCCUGUGUAUUCUGAACGAGCACAACUGUACAGCGCCAUCUGAGUGUGCGGACGCCCCGGCAGGCUUCACUUGUAGAUGCUCUCGCGGCUACGCCGGACUCCCCAACAACUGUACACAUGUGUGUGACCUGCCUUCAUACUGCAGUAACCAGGGAGUUUGUCAGCGAGACAAGUUCCCCUCCUGCCUCUGCCCCGACCUAUACGAUGGGGAGAAGUGUGAAAUCAGACUAGCACCUGCAUCUGAUAACAAAGAUGCAAUCAUCGGUGCAGUCAUUGGCGCUUGUGUAAUUCUACUGUUUGUUGGGCUGAUUCUAGUGGGCAUUUAUGCCUGUCGUAGAAGACCCCCGCCAUCUGAGUCUAAUGAACAACUGGACGAAGACAGUACGAGCAUGACUCCAUCCAGCUUUGUAGGUACCCGUGCUAACACAGCCAGGUAUGGCCCCUUCAUGGUAGCACUGGCCCCAGCGGAACAUGGCGGGGCGUACGACCCCUCCUUCUACCGAAAGCAGAGCGACGUGGACAGGGGCUAUAUUCACUACGAGAAUGCCAGUAUUAAACUUGCGUAGACAGACUGUGAUGGAAGUUGGAGCAUGAGCAGUUGUUUCAUCAGACUUUGUGGAACUAUGCAAGACUGUUGUCGACUACCUUUGUCAGAUUGCUGACAUGACAUGGCCAUCUUGAGGCUUGAACACCGUCUGUGUAAGCUCAUCUAGAUCAUACUAGUGUCUUACCUGCUGGACCAAAGCAUGACUGUGAUUGUUCAUAAUAGGCUUUCAUACUCACUGACAGCCAGAAAGCAACAUGACCGCUGACACAAAUCCAUGAUCUCUCUGCUAUAUGAGCUCUGUUUCGAGCGUAUGCCAUGUUCUUGACACAUGAAGUCUUUUGAGCAAGUAUGUCCUACAGAUGGAUUGUGUUGGGCAGGGAGGUGAUACAGUGGAAUAUACCAGUGAGAGACUAAAUAGUGGGAUAUUACCCUAAGACUGAUCCAGAUCAUUAUGGUGAUAAACAUUACCGUAUUCAACAUAAUAAGCGCCCAGGGUGCUCUCAAAAUUAGAAGUAGGGGGCUCUUAUUAGAAUAUUAUUUUGGCGAAAGAUAAGAGUUGAAA
Molecule: messenger RNA, 12384 nt
Organism: Haliotis rufescens (red abalone)
Lineage: Eukaryota; Metazoa; Mollusca; Gastropoda; Lepetellida; Haliotidae
Exons: 72
Coding region: 1-11841 (3946 amino acids)
Biological process (GO): Notch signaling pathway
Molecular function (GO): calcium ion binding; Notch binding
Source: RefSeq, a predicted model, not a curated record